GGUGUUGGUGUGAAUUUCGUAAACGCGUUGUGUUUAAUGUUUUUCUUGUAAAAAGUAUUUUUGAGUGAAUAGACGUUUAAUUUUAUAAGUAAAGUGUUUUCUUAUUCGAACGACAGUUGUGUAUGCAUUCGAGUACUUGGAAAAUAGUUACAUUUACGCAAUUGUGCGAGCGACUCGAUGUCAAUAAACUUGUCGGUGAUAUUUUAUGGGAAAGGUGUGCCGCGUCGCUAAUACCUGUUCGCGGCGGGAGGGUGCAUGAAAUCGGGAUGUUGGCGGAGACGGGUGGCGCCUGAGCGUAUGGUGCCAUGGUGUCGUAGAUAGGGAAGAGAAUAACAAGAUGCUGGUUUCAUUGCGUUCCUGUCGACAUCCUCAGACAUUUUUGAAACGAGUACACACGUCCCGCUUUUCCGAUUUCGAAGGACCAAUACUAUGUGAAUAUAAUACCGUAUCCCAGCGGGACAUCUCAAGACUGAUUCCCACGGAUGCCUUAAAAACGACCAGAGACGCAAGAUGAUCUAUGGAUAAUAAAGAAAUAUUUUUCUAAAAAAAAUAUGCAAUAAAGACAAGCGUAGUUAAAUAUUUUCGAACGAGUAUUUUUGGAAGUUUUUUUUUACAUAGACAAUAAUGCUUGCGUAUGGUGCUUUAUAGUGUAGUGAGGUGAACAAGCGUUAUAUCGAUUGUUUACGGGUAAUGAUAGAGUUGUAAUUUGCGUGGUUAUGAAUACCGCGAUGUCGAGCGACGAGGCGGUAAAGGUGGAAGGGGGACAUGUCUCCGUCACAACAAUCAGCAUGUCUGGUCCAGAAACUAGCAACGGUCAGUUCUCCUACAGCUCGAGCGGAGUACGCAUCAGCGUGUCUUCAGAACCUCACGAUGAGGAUUCUACUGAUGCUGAAAUCUCCAAAAUCGAUUUCACGCAACAUCAAUACGAGGUGAACAUGAGAAACAAAAAGAAGCGUUCCUCAAGCGGACAGUGCGAACAGAAUGCAGAACAAGAACGGCCUAUGUCCUGGGAAGGGGAACUCUCCGACUCUGAAAUGGUUAUUGAUACCAGUGUCAACAAUGAUGAAAACAGCAGCUCUCUCGACUUGCAAUCCUCGCGGGACUCCAUCGACACUCUUCGAAACGUGACCAUUAAGACUGAGAAACUCAGAGAAGACCCUCUCAAACUAGAAGCGUUUCAGAGCUUGGACGAUCAACGAGUUCUGGACCUCAAAUACAGCGUCCCCUUGCAAUCGCACCAGCGGAGCCUCAGCAUGAACAGGAUAUCAGUGUUAACGGAUAAUACGUCUCUAUCCCUCGCGAGACGACCGUCGUCGCCGACAAGCAGUGCUAAAUCGACCAUGUCUGAUCACUACGACACGACGCAACUAAUGCACAAUCCUGUCGCAGAAGUCCAGAACUUGACUAUCAAAAAGGAAACCCAAUUGUCUGAACUAAAAUGCGAACCAACAGUGGGUAUGGACAAGUUAUUAGGUCUCCACGGUUCGCCGUUGUUAGGUAGACUGCCUCGGGUUCAAUCGAGUGCCAGUACGGAUUCCGCCGUACAUUCUAUGUACACACAUAGUGUAUACAGUAGUCCUUCAGCUAGUCCUCGUCCGUCUCGUCACUACACGCCGUCUCUUUCUCGCAAUAACAGCGAUGCAUCACACUCAUCGUGUUACUCAUACAGUUCCGAGUUCUCACCUACUCAUUCGCCAGUUCAGGGCCGACAUCCUCACGUUGUGUACCGCGAGGCGACAGUCUUCCCCGCCUCGCCCGCGCAUGACGAAGAUACGGAUACAACUGAUGAACGCCUUCAUCAUCAUCAGGGUAUUAGCAGACAACAGCUGAUUAACAGUCCGUGUCCAAUUUGCGGUGACAAGAUAAGCGGUUUCCAUUACGGAAUAUUCUCCUGUGAAUCUUGCAAGGGAUUCUUCAAGCGGACCGUACAAAACCGGAAGAACUACAUGUGUCUUCGCGGUGGGAACUGUCCCGUCACUGUUGCCACGAGGAAAAAGUGCCCUGCCUGCAGAUUCGACAAGUGCUUGGGAUGUGGAAUGAAGCUCGAAGCGAUCAGAGAAGACCGCACGCGCGGCGGGCGCUCCACGUAUCAGUGCUCGUACACGCUGUCGGGCGCGGCGUCCACGGGCUCGCUGCUGUCCGCGCACGCGCCCACCACGCUGCGACACGCCUCCAGCCUCACUUGCGUAAAUGGCCCGGGAUCGUACACCAGUCGAGGAGAAUCGAGCAACAGCCGACUCACGCCCGACAUACCGCCGUUAUUACAGGAAAUAAUGGACGUGGAACAUUUAUGGCAAUACAACGAGUCGGAGCUCAGCAGGAUGAGUAAGUCGACGGGCAGCCCGUCCGCCAACCCGCUGCUGGCGGCCAGCGGCAUCACGGCGCAGAACUCCAGCGCCGACUUCCUUGCCGACCUCUGCAACAUCGCGGACCACAGGCUCUACAAGAUCGUCAAGUGGUGCAAGAGUUUGCCGCUCUUUAAAAAUAUUUCGAUCGACGACCAGAUCUGCCUGCUAAUCAACAGCUGGUGCGAGCUGCUGGUGCUGUCGUGCUGCUACCGCGGCGUCAGCACGCCGGGCGAGGUGCGCGUGGGCGGCGGCCGCGGGAUCACGCUGCACCAGAGCGCCAAAUACGGCUUGACACCAUGCAUAGAACGAAUGCUUAGUUUCACAGACCACUUGAGGAGGUUACGAGUGGACCGAUAUGAAUACGUCGCGCUCAAAGUUAUUGUACUACUCACUUCAGACGCACCAGAAUUGCGUGAAGCGGAAAAAGUGCGAGCAUCCCAAGAAAAAGCGCUGGCAGCGCUGCAAGCGUACACAGCGACGCAUUCGCCUGAUACGCCCGCUAAGUUCGGCGAACUGCUUCUGCGUAUACCCGAGUUACAAAGGACUUGCCAGUUUUUCAUGCAAGUCGGAAAGGAAAUGCUUAACCCGGCUAAUAAGGGCAAGGACGGUGAAGGUCCAAGCUUCAAUCUCCUUAUGGAACUUUUAAGAGGCGACCAUUGAUCAUUUGAAGAGGGAAAUCACAUUGCUCAAGAAAAUGCUAUAAGCAUAACUACUUCGAAUUUUAUAAAUAUUAGUUCUCAAGAAAGACACAUACACGCUGAAGUGAUAUCACUGUAUUGCCUUUUAUAACUAAGCCCCAAAGUAUAAUUUGGCCUUGAAACAAAGACUGCUUUCAUGAACAUUAAUAUACAUAUUUGCUUGUAUAAGUGUAUUUUGUAAUUAUAUUGAUUAUAAUGUAAUUUUGUAAAACUUGGAUAUUAUAAUGCAUUUAUUUUUUUUAAUAUAUCUAUUGCUCUCAAAAAUCUUUUUGUGCUCUACAGCAUAUAUUUCUAUAUAUUAUAUGCGUAUUAAUUCGUGUUAGAAUUAUCUCAAAAACGGACACUGCCAUAUAUAAUUAGAAUAUUCUAAGAAUAAGGCCACGGGAACAAUUAAUAACAAUAUAAUGAACUGACUGAUACUUAUCGAUUUGUCGCAGAAAUAUGAUGUAUGUUAGUAAAUAUGAACAUAAGGAACAAACUUCCAUUGAUCUUCCUUUUUGUAUGAGACUUCAUAGCCAUAAAUAAUUACUAUUUUACGUAAAAUAAAUGUGAACAAUGUUAAAAUUUUUGCGAUGACAAUAAUAAUAAGCUAUUUUUAAAAUGGUUUCCAAUAUCAUCGUAUCCUUUUUUUAAAUAUACAGUAGAGAUCUUUCGUAAAACGAUAAUUCAUAAAAAAACUUGCCAAUAUCCUAUGUGUCUGCUAACAAUCAAAAUAUAUGUAUAAAUUUUUAUUCUGCUUAAUGCUAUUUGAUCGCAAAAUAUUCUGCUAAUAUCAUGUAUAUGAUAGGGAAUAUUGUUUUUUUAUAUGUAAAUGAUGUUGAUAUUAAAUAAAAGGUAGAUUUGGAUACUUAUAAAAAAGUGACAUUGAUUGUAAUUUUUGUAAUUUUAUACUCGACUGUCUGUGACUGUCUUAGCAUAUGUAAUUGUAUGUAUUUUUUUAUAAAGGUGUUUAAAUAAUUUUAGUACACCUUAGAGUUAAUAACUUAACCAAAAAAUAUGAUUUAAACUGAAUUAUUUAACUACAAUUCUGAGGUUCUGACCUCCAAUGACAGAAAACACGAUUUACUUUUUUGUUUAUUUUAAGGUGGCACAGGAAAAGUACAUACAGCCUAAAUGUUAUGGUGCGUUUCCACUGAAAAACUAUUUCUGAUUUUGCAAUCGUUAACAAUUCAAUAAGUCAAAGGCGCGUAAUUAAAGUAAAUAACUUACUAAUUUGCGUUUUGUGGAGAACUUUACUUGAUGUGCAUUAUUUUUAAACGGUUUCAUCAAAUAUCUACAACUAGACAUCCUUAGAGAUAUAAUAUACAUUUGGUUAAGUUAUAACCAUAGGCGGGAUAAAUAUUGCCCAUUGUAAUCAUUGCCAUUUCGUUUAAGCUACUUAAUAUAUAAUGUAAUGUUUAUAUAGGUGUAAGUGAGAAGGUAAAACCUUUACUUAGCUCUGUUUUAUUGAGUGUCUAUAAGAUAAAUUAUCUACAUGCCCUUAGUGGAUUUUUUUUCCGUCUUUAAUUAUUAUAAAGAUGUAUAUAUAUGAAUGUUUAAUUAUAAUUUCUUUUAUUUUUCUUUCGUGCAAUACUUGGCAUAAAGAUUUUUUUUUUGUUUAAUAAUAAAAUAUAUAUUUUAAACUUUAUGCUUUGUUUUGGCACUUUAUUUAGCUGAUAAAUGACAGCUAUCGAAACCAGUAAUUCACUGCCCAUUAUAUUAGGAGAAAAAUUGCUGAAAGCAUAUCUUUUGUUUUGUUGCAAUAGUUUUCGAUGAAAAUAUUAUUUUAGUAAUAAAAUUUUAGUAGUAAGUAUAGUAGUAAAAUAUCUUAGCAUAAUUAUUGUAACAUAGAUAAAAAUCUGUUGUAGAUUAAGUUACAAUACAGUUGAGGAAUUUUAAAAUAAGAACGUUUUUUUAGUUUUUUUUUUCUAAUAAAAUUGAUUAAAGUUAUAAAAUGUAUGCAAUGUCAAAAUAUUUCUUUUUUACGGAUGAAUUUACAAACAGGGCUAUUUAUAGUAAUUAUAUGUCAUAUCAACAAACUCUAGAUAUUCCCUUAACUUAAAUUUUACAAAAUAAUAAAAAACAAUUCAAGCCAAGUUAAAAUAAAUAAUAGUUUUUAAUGAUUAAAUAGUAUCAUAAGGGCACAAGUACUUCGAUUUAUGUUUUUAGUUUUAAUAAUCGAGCUCAUAUAAUGUAAGUAAUAAUAUAAUGUUUUGAAAACUAUGUGCCACAUGAACGCUACGUUACAGCUAAUGCACAUUGUAGAUUUUUGCUAUACUGUUUAUUAAAUAAAAAUAAUAAUGGACUAGAGCUAAAAAUAUCAUACUCAUAAUAAAUAAAAUUUAAAUACUAACAUAAUAAUUUACUUGAUCUGCCAAAGUGGUAGAAUUAUUACAGAACAAACGUAUGUAUGUGUUGUUCAAAAAAUUGUUGUAACCCGACUACAACUUUUUACAAAUAAAAAAUCUCCAAUGUGCACUAGCUUUUAGUUUAGAUCAAGUUUUGAGAUUUAUAUAUGUGAUUCAGUUUGUUUCUCAACGCAAAAUGCUAAUAUAAAUAUUCUUCAUAAAAUUAUGGCAGGAAAGUUGCAAUUUUGAUAAUAAAAUUAUGCAAUCCAGGUAAGAUAUAAAAGAAAUAUUUCUUCGCAAAAACUCUUGUCGUCGUUUUAUAGUUAUCUUUUGAUGAUAUUUUCUUUAAAAUCAUAACAAGUCACAUUUUCCAUACUUAACGUGUAAUAUGUGUUUGUAUGAAAGUAAAAUAUGGAUAAUUUGUGUGUAAGUUUUUGAACUGAUAAUAAUAAGAUUUGUCAUUACAAAAACUUCUUUAGUAUACCUUAAUUAUUUGUCAAAAAUUAAAAGAAAUAUUGAAACAGUAUGAUAAUACAAGAAUAACGUUGGAUUUUAUUUUGCAAUUAUAUAUAUAUAAAUAUAUAUAUUAUUAUCAAAAGAGAGGUGUGAAUGUCGCAAUUAAGGAGAAGGCAGGUCUGAGUGGAUCCGAAUAAUUUUUAUAUUAAAAAUUUGAAGGAAAGAGAGAAUGGUAUUGCGUCCAAUAAUUUGUAACUUUACGUUUGUUAUAAUAUUUAAAUAAGUAUUAUAUUGAUAUUCUAUUCUUUAUUUUGUAGAGAUAAGAAAAUAUUUUUAU
Messenger RNA from Nymphalis io (European peacock), 6166 nucleotides. It is a transcript of the gene Hr39, whose product is annotated as nuclear hormone receptor FTZ-F1 beta. The transcript has 17 exons. Gene Ontology annotation, cellular component: RNA polymerase II transcription regulator complex. NCBI's taxonomy places the organism in Eukaryota, Metazoa, Arthropoda, Insecta, Lepidoptera, Nymphalidae. Gene Ontology annotation, molecular function: nuclear receptor activity; RNA polymerase II cis-regulatory region sequence-specific DNA binding; zinc ion binding. The record is from RefSeq and is a predicted model, not a curated record. Bases 717 to 3008 code for a protein of 763 amino acids. Gene Ontology annotation, biological process: tissue development; regulation of transcription by RNA polymerase II; hormone-mediated signaling pathway.